CGAGAAUUCCAGAUCAAACACGGACUAGACAUCAUUGAAGGACGCGAGGUCUUUCUAGUUAUUGCACCAGGUCAGGGCAAGACGACAGUCUUCUGGGCCCCUCUACUCGCAGCUCAAGCAUUCGGUGAGCGAGGCGUCGCGUUAUACAUUGUCCCUACCAAGCUACUUUCUAUACAGCAGAGCGAGAGUGCCCGUCGAGUUGGGCUGCGCGCGAUCGCGCUGAACGAGGAUACUGUCCGCGACGCAUACUACGACAAGCGCGAUCUUUACGACGAGCUGCAGAACGGUGAAGAUGUCCGCAUCGCUUUCCUGAGCCCUCAAAUGCUUGCUGGAGAACGCAUGAUGAAGCUCCUGCGAAUAUCUGGCUUCAAAGACCUGAUCCGCUGG
Molecule: messenger RNA, 387 nt
Organism: Laetiporus sulphureus 93-53
Lineage: Eukaryota; Fungi; Basidiomycota; Agaricomycetes; Polyporales; Laetiporaceae
Exons: 2
Molecular function (GO): nucleic acid binding; ATP binding
Source: RefSeq, a predicted model, not a curated record